AUGGAUAUCCACCGGUGCCGAUUCGUCCGUUAUCCUGCCUCGGCCAUCAACGCGGUCGCAUUUACGCACUCGUCGCUCCCUUCGGUUUCGGCGCAAAAGAAGCACCUCGUGAAACACAUUCAGGUCCGACUCGCGAUCGGCAGGGCCAAUGGCGACAUUGAGAUCUGGAACCCUCUCCAGGGUGCCUGGCAUCAGGAACUAGUCAUUCCUGGUGGGAAAGAUCGGAGUGUUGAUGGCCUAGUCUGGGUUACGGAACCCGACGAGGAGAUGGCCGACGGCAAGACCAUCCACGGAAAGUCGCGCCUCUUCAGCAUUGGGUACACAACUACCAUCACAGAAUGGGAUCUGGAGAAGGCCAAAGCGAAGAAACAUGCAAGCGGCCAACAUGGCGAGAUAUGGUGCCUCGGUGUCCAGCCUCCCCCGACCAAGGGCGGCGCUGCGUCCGGCAGCAGGAAGCUGGUUGCCGGCACCGUCGACGGCAAUCUGGUUCUCUAUUCGAUUGAGGACGGCGACCUGAAAUUCCAGAAGACCCUCAUCCGGACCCCGUCGAAGAAAACAAAGUUUGUCAGCAUCGCCUUCCAGUCUCACAACGUCGUCGUCGUCGGCUGCUCAAAUAGCACCAUCUGCGCCUACGAUAUUCGAAACGGCACAUUGCUGAGGCAGAUGACGCUAGGAACCGACAUUUCUGGGGGUUCCAAGAACAUCAUUGUGUGGGCUGUCAAGUGCCUGCCCAACGGGGAUAUCGUGUCUGGGGACUCGACUGGCCAGGUGUGCAUUUGGGACGGCAGGACAUACACUCAGGCGCAGCGGAUUCAAAGCCAUUCACAGGAUGUAUUGUGCCUCUCCGUCAGCGCGGACGGUUCUAAGAUCGUUUCGGGGGGGAUGGAUAGGCGGACGGCCGUCUACGAGCCUAUUGCCGGGCAGGCUGGGCGCUGGUCAAAGGUGUUUCACCGCAGGUAUCACCAGCACGAUGUCAAGGCAAUGGCUUCGUUUGAGAGCAAGGCAAUGAGCGUUGUAGUUUCUGGCGGCUCGGAUGCCACCCCUGUGGCCUUGCCUCUGCGCGCUGCGGGCAGGGAGUAUCACCGAACGUUGCCGCAUCUUCCACAAACCGCGCCACUACACAGCGCUCCCAUAGCACGCUUCCUCCUCAGUUGGUGGGAAAACGAAAUCCGUAUUUGGCACCUCCUCAGCCCGGCACAGAAGCUGCUCGACGACCCCCAAGCCGCACUCAGCUUGCGGAAGAACAGAAAGCUUCUCGCCCAGGUCCUAGUAAAAGGAGACUCUUACAUCUCAUCCGCCGUAAUUAGCGAAGAUGGGACACUCCUUGUUGCUUCAACCGCCACGGACAUCAAAAUCUUCCAGCUCGACUUCUCAAAGGGCACCCAAACGGAACAACUUCAAAUCAGGAAAGUGGACAUGCUUACGGCCGGCCUUGCCGCCACCAAGGUACAGAUCUCACCGGAUAACCGGUGGAUAUCCUGGGUGGAGGAAGGGAGCAAAGUGAUGGUCGCUCAGGUGCAUACCACAGAAUCAGAAGUCGGCCCGACAUACACAAUUUCCCUACCCCACAAGCUACACCGACUUCGGCGUCAGAUCCCAAAGCACCUUCUUCUCGGCGGUCUCGGAUCCUACGAUCGGAACGUCACCCAAAUCGCCUUCUCGCCCGAUAGCAGACUCUUCAGCGUGGCGGACUUGGCGGGCUUCAUCGACACGUGGGUCUUACGCGGCCCCGGCGAGGGGGCGAAUGGCACGAGCGGCGGAGAUGACGAUGAUGCGGCCAGCGAGUCAUCGGAUGACUCGUCAGACGAGGAGACCGACGACGUCGCGGGCGAGCGUUGGGUCCGCAACCCCAAUGCCAAGCUUCUCCCCAAGCUGUCCGCCGCACCCGUGCUGCUGUCAUUUGCGAAGACCCAGCGGGAUGACGGCGAUUAUGACAUGAUGACUAUCACCGCGGUGAAGACACUGCUCGUUUUCAACCCCCUCCGCGGAGCACUCUCGGAAUGGUCGCGCCGGAACACGUACCCCAAGCUCCCAGCACAGUUCAGGGACACUCGGGACCAGGUUAAGGGAGCCGUAUGGCAAGGCCACAGGGCGUGGAUCUACGGCGUCUCCUCGCUGUUCAUGCUGGACCUGUCCCAGGACUUCGACCUGGAGAAGAAGGACUCGGACGACAAGAACGGGCAGAGGCACGGCACGAAGCGAAAGCGCGGUGUGCAGGAGGGCGGCGCCGGCGGGAAAAUGGAUAAGCAGUCCCUCGCCCCGCAGCGCAUCAAAACGGCCUUAGGUCCCGAUGGGGCCAGGUGGGAGGACGUGGAGAUGGCCGACGCUGACGACCAGAAGAGCGUCGGCGCGAGCAGCGGGGUCGAUGAUGAUGAUGACGACGACGACACCGAUGGCGGUGAGCUGCAGCGUCUCAGGGAUGGCCAUGGCACCAACGGCGACGGCGCGGCGGACGCCGAGGGGGAGGAGGGGUCAAAGGCCCCGAAGUGGUGGCACUCUUACCAGUUUCGCCCGAUAUUGGGCAUCGUCCCGAUCGAGGGCGUGCCCAGUUUGACGAAUGGGGUCGUUCCCGAGGGCCUGCCGCCUCUUGAGGUUGCUCUUGUCGAGCGCCCGCUUACUGGCGAGGAUCUGCCGGAACGUUACUUCGCUGAGGGCGAGUGGGAGAGGUGA
Molecule: messenger RNA, 2670 nt
Organism: Chaetomium globosum CBS 148.51
Lineage: Eukaryota; Fungi; Ascomycota; Sordariomycetes; Sordariales; Chaetomiaceae
Exons: 2
Coding region: 1-2670 (889 amino acids)
Biological process (GO): maturation of SSU-rRNA from tricistronic rRNA transcript (SSU-rRNA, 5.8S rRNA, LSU-rRNA)
Cellular component (GO): small-subunit processome; t-UTP complex; 90S preribosome
Molecular function (GO): RNA binding; protein binding
Source: RefSeq, a predicted model, not a curated record